CAAGGACGGCCGCGUCCCCCGGGCGCUCGUGGAGAGCCAGGCCGGGCCGCCAGAGGGCCUCUGCUGCUACAUCUGCGGCUCGGCGCUGUCGCCGGCCUCCCUGCGCCAGAUCCUCGUGCAGAAGCAGGAGAAGCCGGCCCCGGCGCCCUUCUUCCCCUUCCUGUGGCUGCACAGCCCCCCGCCCGGCGCCCAGCCCAUCAGCGAGGCGGGCAGCACCCUGGUGUGCGCCUGCUGCUUCUCCUCCCUCAUGCAGCAGUGGCACAGCUUCGAGUUGGCCGACGUGCCCGUCCUGCAGCGACUCUACGUGGUGCCCCUGACCAGCCACGCGCCCGGCAUGGCCUCCAAGGGCGGGCGGCUCCCCAGGGAGGAGGCCCCACCCCCGGGGGCCCUGCCGGAGGCCUGCUACCUCUGCGGGGAGGACUGCACCCAGGACGCCCGGGCCGUGCCCUCCCGGAUCCUCAACGGGAACGCCAGGAGCACCAUGCACUUCCCCUUCCUCGCCCUCCUGCCCUGCCCGCCCAACGCACGGGCCCCCAACAAGCGCUCCGAGGUGCGCAGCUGCCCCAAGUGCUUCAGCGUCCUGGAGGACAUCUGGGCCCUGUACCGAGCCUACCAAGACCAGGAGCUCAUCAGCUCCGUGCAGGGCUUCCUGGGCAGGUACCACCAGGCCUUCUCCGCCUCGGACCCGGCCCUCGGCGAGCCGCCCACCCCUGCCCACGGGGGCUUGGCGUCUGUCUGCUACAUCUGCGGGGCCGAGCUGGGCCCCGGGAAGGAGUUCCAGCUCAACGUGAACCCCGCCAGCCGCCUGGGCGAGAAGGAGCCCUUCUUCCCCUUCCUCACCGUCUACCCGCCUGCCCCACGGGCCCGGCCGGCCGACUCCACCGGGCUGGUGGCUACCUGCCUGCUCUGCUACCACGACCUGCUGGGCCAGUGGUUGCAGCACGAGGCGCGAGGCGCACACCACACCCUCAGCGCCUGGUCUCGGCAGUACCAGGUGGAGACCUUCGUCUGCUUCUUCUGCCAGCGUGAGAAAAAGCGGUGUCUGGGACUGAAGUCCGUGCGGGUGGCCAGGCUGCCCUUGUUCCUCUACACCUUGCGAGCUAGCCACAGCCUGCUGGUGGACGACGGGCGGCAGCUGAUCAUUGGUGCCUGUGUGGAAUGUGGGACCCUGGUGUGUGCAGGCCAAGGGACCGCCCGCCAGGGAUCUACGGGCUGGAGCUCCCCGGCGGCCACAGCAACAAAGGUCACCUCUGCGUCUCUGGAGUCCUCGGCAGCCGUCCACCCUCCAGCCCGGGAGCCGGAGUUGCCCCCCGGGCCCCCCGCCGAGAGCCUGCCCAGGGGCCCCGGGACCGCCCCGGGGUCGCAGCCCACCUCACGCCUGCAGAGCAGCCAGCAUGGGGACGGCGCAGAGCUCCUGGGCACAGGCAUGAGCCAUGAGCCCAAGUCCCCUUCUCUAGGGAUGCUGUCCACCGCGACCAGGACCACCGCCACCGUCAGCCCCCUCACUCCCUCUCCGCUCAAUGGCGCCCUGGUGCCCAGCGGCAGCCCGGCCACCAGCAGCGCGCUGUCGGCCCAGGCCCCGCCGUCUUCCAGCUUCGCUGCUGCUCUGCGCAAGCUCGCCAAACAGGCGGAGGAGCCCAGAGGGUCUUCACUGAGCAGCGAGUCCUCCCCCGUGUCCUCUCCAGCCACCAACCACAGCUCCCCGGCCAGCACCCCCAAGCGCGUGCCCAUGGGCCCCAUCAUCGUCCCUCCUGGGGGCCACAGCGUCCCCAGCACGCCCCCCGUGGUGACCAUCGCCCCCACCAAGACCGUCAAUGGCGUGUGGCGGAGUGAGGGCCGCCAGCAGGAUGCCGGCUCGAGGGGAGGCAGCGGCGGCCGGGAGCGCCUGGUGGUGGAGCCCCCACUGACCCAGGAGAAGGCUGGGGGCCCGGCCAUCCCCUCCCACCUGCUCAGCACCCCCUACCCCUUCGGCCUGUCCCCCAGCUCCGUCGUGCAGGACUCCCGCUUCCCACCUCUCAACCUCCAGCGGCCUGUGCACCAUGUGGUGCCCCCCAACACCGUGACCGAGGACUACCUACGAAGCUUCCGGCCCUACCACACCGCCGAGGACCUGCGCAUGUCCUCCCUGCCCCCCCUCAGCCUGGACCCUGCCACGGCCGCAGCCUACUACCACCCCAGCUACCUGGCCCCGCACCCCUUCCCCCACCCAGCCUUCAGGAUGGACGACUCCUACUGCCUGUCAGCCCUGAGGUCCCCGUUCUACCCCAUCCCCACCCCCGGCUCCCUGCCGCCGCUGCACCCGUCGGCCAUGCACCUGCACCUCUCGGGGGUCCGCUACCCCCCCGAGCUCGCCCACUCCUCCCUGGCCGCACUGCACUCGGAGCGCAUGUCCGGACUCAGUGCCGAGAGGCUGCAGAUGGAUGAGGAGCUGCGGAGGGAGAGAGAGCGGGAGCGGGAGGCUGACCGGGAGCGCGAGCGGGAGAAGGAGCGCGAGCGCGAGCGGGAGAAGGAGCGGGAGCGCGAGCUGGAGCGCGAGAAGGAGCGGGAGCUGGAGCGGCAGCGCGAGCAGCGGGCCCGCGAGAAGGAGCUGCUGGCCGCCAAGACGCUGGAGCCCGCCGCCUUCCUGCCGGUGGCUGACCUGCACGGCCUCCGCGGCCCCCACGCCCCCGAGGAGCGCAUCAAGCCCUCGGAGCAGCUGACCCCCACCCGAGCAGAGAAGCUGAAGGACGGGGGCCUGCAGGCCCCGAAGCCCGUGCAGCACCCCUUGCACCCGGUGCCCGCCCCUCACCACACCGUGCCCAGCCUCAUCUCCAACCACGGCCUCUUCUCCCUGCCGGGCAGCAGCGCAGCCACGGCCCUGCUCAUCCAGCGCACCAACGAGGAGGAGAAGUGGCUGGCGCGGCAGCGGCGCCUGCGCCAGGAGAAGGAGGACCGGCAGUCGCAGGUGUCUGAGUUCCGGCAGCAGGUGCUGGAGCAGCACCUGGACCUGGGCCGACCCCCCGUGGCCGCCGAAGCGGAGCCCAGGCCGGACGGCGCCAGGCCGGGACCAAACCGCCACGAGCCGGCCAGCCGCGACCCCCCGCAGCACUUUGGAGGACCUCCACCUCUCAUCUCCCCGAAGCCCCAGCUCCACACCGUGUCCACCGCCCUCUGGAACCCCGUGUCCCUGAUGGACAGUGCCCUGGAGACACGGCGGGCCGAGAGCCACAGCCUGCACAGCCACCCGGCUACGUUUGAGCCCAGUCUCCAGGCUGCGCCGGUGCCCCUGGUGAAGGUGGAGCGGGUGUACUGCCCCGAGAAGCCCGAGGAGCCACGCAAGCGCGAGCCGCCGGCCCGGGAAGCGGCCAGCCUGGAGCCUCCCGCCUUCCCGCACGGGCCUGGGCCCUUCCUUGCGGAACUCGAGAAGUCUGCACAGACCAUCCUGGGCCAGCAGCGGCCCUCCCUCCCCCAGGUGGCCCCCUUCGGGGAGCUCAGCGGGCCCUUAAAGCCUGGGUCCCCCUAUUGCCCUCCCACCCCCAGGGGUCCCGACCCCUCCUACAUCUACGAUGAGCUUCUGCAGCAGCGCCGGAGGCUGGUCAGCAAGCUGGACCUGGAGGAGCGCAGGCGGCGGGAGGCCCAGGAGAAAGGAUACUACUAUGACCUGGACGACUCGUACGACGAGAGCGACGAGGACGAGGUCAGGGCGCACCUCCGCGGGGUUGCUGCACAGCCGCCCCUGAAGCUGGACACGUCCUCCGAGAAGCUAGAGUUUUUGCAACUUUUUGGCUUGACCACCCAACAGCAGAAGGAGGAGCUGGUGGCGCAGAAGCGGAGGAAGCGGCGGCGGCUGCUGCGCGAGAGGAGCCCGUCCCCGCCGGGCGCCCAGAGGAAGCGGCGGACGCCGUCCCCCAGACUGGCCCUGUCCACCCGUUACAGCCCCGAUGAGAUGAACAGCAGCCCCAACUUUGAGGAGAAGAGGAGGUUCCUGACCAUCUUCAACCUGACCCACAUCAGCGCUGAGAAGCGGAAAGACAAAGAGAGACUUGUUGAAAUGCUCCGUGCCAUGAAGCAGAGAGCACUGUCGGCAGCGGUGGCAGACUCGGUGACAAGCUCUCCCAGGGACAGCGCUGCCAUCUCCCCGAGUGAACCAGCCACGCAGCCUGCCUCUCCGGAGCCAGACAAGCCUGUCAGCGUCGCUACCUCCUUGUCUGAAGUCCCAAAGGCCGUGGAGACAGGGAGGCCCCAGGAGCCAGCGCCCCCCGGCGGUGAGAAGGCCAGGCUGAGCGAAGCUCCCCGGGGCAAGAAGAGCCUGAGCAUGCUCCAUUACAUCCGGGGCACCGCGCCCAAGGCCAUCCCUGUGCCGUUGUCCCACAGCGUCAACGGGAAGAGCAAGCCUUGGGAGCCCUUCCUGGCUGAGGAGUUCGCACACCAGUUCCACGAGUCGGUGCUGCAGUCCACGCAGAAGGCCCUGCAGAAGCACAAAGGGAGCUCGGCUGUGCUGUCUGCAGAGCAGAACCACAAGGUCGACGCGUCUGUCCACUACAACAUUCCCGAGCUGCAGUCCUCCAGCCGCCUCCCCCCGCCCCAGCCUAACGGGCAGCAGGAGCCCACGGCGGGCGGGCACGGCUCCCUCGUGCAGGAGCCAGACCAGGAGUCGGAGGAGGAGGAGUACGGCAGUGAGGACAGUGAGGACGAGGAGGACCAGGAAGCCCCCAGGCGCAAGUGGCAAGGGAUUGAGGCAAUUUUUGAAGCCUACCAAGAACACAUAGAAGAACAAAACCUAGAGCGGCAGGUGUUACAGACCCAGUGCCGGCGGCUGGAGGCCCAGCACUACAGCCUCAGCCUGACCGCAGAGCAGCUCUCCCACAGCAUGGCGGAGCUGAGGAGUCAGAAGCAGAAGAUAGUGUCCGAAAGGGAGCGCCUCCAGGCAGAACUGGACCACUUACGCAAGUGCCUUGCCUUGCCUGCACUGCACUGGCCGCGGGGCUACGUUAAGGGUCACCCCAGGUGACAGUUCCCUUGCACAGGCGGAACCUAUAGUAUAGAAAUAUGAUCUAUUUUAUUACCUUGAAUAUUUAAUAUUUUUCACUGGGAGGUUUGAAGCUUAAAAAACAAGAAUGUGCCAUGCAUGAAGCAAAGGAUUCCAGGCUCCAGGAAAACAAAGGAAUGAGUUCCCCUCGACUUCAGUGCGGCCAGAUGGUCUUUGUCACCAGCGAGCAGCCAGUGUAGAAGGCCUAGAGUUUUCCUUUCUCACGGUGGUUUUAUUCCUUCUUCCCCCACAUAGGUCUUUCUGUUGUUGUUGUUGUUGUUCUAAUCUGAAAAUGAAGGCUCCAUUCCCAACACUAAAACCAUGUCGUGCAUCACCCCCAGUGCAUGGAAGGGGCUCCCGCCCCGCUGGCUGUUCCUUGUGCUGCAGCUCCAGCGCGCAGGCCCACAGCCACGGGGACCUCGUUCUGCCCGGAAGCGAGGCUCCCCCUGGCUGCAAAGCAGGCCGGGUGCACUGUCAGUGAAGGCCUUGCUUCACUUUCCUACAAACAAAAGCUAUUUGUCUUCAAAGCCACAGGUCCUAGGGGCAACAGAGCAGUCUCUGGAAACGCUCUCACCUGAGAUAAACCCACAAACUAAAGGUACCUUUUGUCACGCGUGGGGGAGGAUGCACAGAGCUCUAUGUAGACAUUCACACCCGCUGAGUUGUUACUGGGGUGGGUGAUGGUUUCAUACAAACAUAAAUUUUGAGAGAAAAGUCAAAGGUGCUUCAGCCUUGUACUGUGUAUAUAUAUUAAAAAAAAAGUUUUGUAUGUUUUUAUUACUUUAAUUAUUAUAAAAAGCCUGCCAUUUUUAAUAUGUGGUUUGGGGGAAUUUUUGUUUUUCCUCUUUGGGGGUUUGUUUUUGUUUUUUGGGGGGGAAAACCCUUGCUUUUAGUGUUUGUACUGCUGCUGGUCAGGACGUUAAAAUAUUGAAGUGUUUUUAAAAAUUAAAAGGAGAAGCAACACAAAAAGAGCUUACCACUGGCGCCUAUGCUGUCACUUCAUUUUUACUUUGAGCUGCACCAGAACCUGAUGCAGAAAAGCCAUGCAUUACUCCUUACCUCCUCCUGUCCCUAUCCCAGACCAGGUAACAGCAGAUAGCGCGCAGCUGGGUCACGAGGGGCAGGCGGUGGGAACACGCAGAUCCCGAGCAACAAGUUGACAGCGGCGCACAUGCCCGGCUCCAAGAACCAUUCAGCCGUGAUUGCUGCAGAACCCUAACAUUGCCAAGAGCGCGUACAGAGUAGGAACCCAAGUAGCUACUGAGUGCCAGGCUUUGUAAGGCGGCCUCAAGUAGGCCAGCAGUGGCUGGGGUGAACUGGCAGUGAUGGUAUAGAAAGCAGGCUGUUCCCACCACUGGCUGCAAUACGCUGCCUUGUACUGCCCCUUCAGGCAGUGUUGGAUCCAGAUCAGAACAGCACUUCCUACUGGAACAGGCCCUCGCCACUUGCUGGCCUGGGGGUGGGGAGCGGUCACGCCAACCUUUGCCGGCCACCAGCAGCUGCACUUACUGGCUGCUGCUCCCGGGGGCAGUGCCCUGAGUCCUAGCCCUUGCUGUGCUGAGCAGCUUGCUGACAGCUGGCAUGGUGUUGCUUAUCUGCCCCCACACAGUUCGCUUUGUACGUCUGCCAAGAGCCUUGCAGUUAUUAGCAAACUCAGACAGAAAAGCGCUGCCAGUAUUGCCAGCAGUCAGCAAGCGCCUCCUUCCACCAGGAGGCCUGGAAAAAGCAAAAGGCUAUGACCUGGCCUCUUCCCCUGCAGAGUCCAAGAGCCGCAGUCGGGGCAAAAUGUCACUCCACUUCUCUUCUUACCUGCUUGCUACUUACAGAGUAAAUAAAGGCUUAAGAGUCCACACCUGAGCACUCCACACGUCAGACACCUGGUGGUUUUGGCUAAAGCAAAGGGAAAAAGUAAAUCUAAUCACCUAGUGGAAGGAAAGGCCCGGCCUUCUCUGCGUCUGAGAAGUGUCCUUGUUGGUCUUAUUGGGGGGAAGGCUGAGUUGGGGGCAGUAAGUACCACGACCCCUUCACUGAAAACUGCCCCAUACUCCCAUCACACUCCUCACCGCGCCCCAGCCGGUUCACAUCCAAGUGCUCUUGUGCUCAAGAAGUAAUAAGACAAUCAGUGCAAGUACAGACAAGUAAGGCAGCAUGCAGAAACCGAGGUUAAGAAAGGUGCUUGGUAGUGCAAGCACCAGACGCUGCCUAGCAAUGGCUUUCCUGCCCAAGAAUGAAUUCUUUCUAUAAGCAGUCACAUCUUUCAGAUGAUUCUGGAAGAACACAGCACGUCUAAGUCUGUUCACAGCAAAGGACAAAAUGCAGUCACAACCUCUGAGGCUCUGCCCAGCUUCCUCCGGUUGCACUUCAAAGACAAAAGUUUAGUAGUAUGUCAGAUUUUCUCUAGAACCAAUGGUGCACGUGUGUCAGUAUUUCUGUGACUACCUUGGUCCUUCUCAGCUGUGUCUUCCGCAUCACCUGGAAGAGAACCCCAUCUGUCCUCUGACAGGGAAGUCACUAAACUUGCGACAGACAAAAGCUCCAUCAUCUUUAAAACCAGCUGCUCUUGUUCACUUUUGUUUUAAACCUGGCAAAAUUCUAUGCUUCCUGCCAUUGUCUCAGACAGGUGACCAAAAUAGGAUUUGCAACAUUUCAGUCUAUAUUCUAAUUGUAAAGAAAACACUUAGGCACUAAACUAAUGGAUUGCAACCCCAAGAAAAUUCAGAUUAUUUAAAGGAUACCUUCAUCAGAAAAAAGCUAAAAGCAUGGGAGAUCUUGUUUGUAGCAGAAUGGUAUUUUCCUCAAGUGCUCACAAUACUGCCAAAUCUCCAAAACAAAACAAAAAAAAAAAACCCAAUUGCUGAGUUUAAAAGCUGACAGCCCCUUUCCCUCUGAGCCACAGACAGCAUAGAAACGCAGGUACCCAGCACCAGAGGGAGCUGGCUAGCACAGACAGCUUCUCUGUCAAGCGCACGCUGUAGCUGCUCGGCAGCAAUCUAUACUUCAAUAACCAAGCUUCGACUUCACUCCUUGCCGUAGCCUGUCCCCUACCUUUGACCCAGUGCUUAAUGAAACUCCUAGUCUCUGCCUUGACCUGAGGAAGCCGGCCCACCGGUGAUGUUGCUCGUGCGCCCCAUGUUCAGCUCUAGGAUGGGCAGAAGGAGUACAGCAGUGCCUCGGUCACUGGGGGCAGUUUAGAUGCUGUGAAAUGAAACCUGUUCUAAGUGUACUUGUUUAACUGUAUUGUAAUAUUAUUUGUUGAAUGUAGUAAUUAGGUAUUUAUGAAUAUAUUGCUGUAAUUUCUGACAACAUCCAAAAAAUAAAAUCGUCCUAAAUCAUGUUAA
Messenger RNA from Dipodomys spectabilis (banner-tailed kangaroo rat), 8346 nucleotides. RefSeq names its product Gse1 coiled-coil protein (gene Gse1). The transcript has 17 exons. NCBI's taxonomy places the organism in Eukaryota, Metazoa, Chordata, Mammalia, Rodentia, Heteromyidae. The coding region runs from base 248 to 4990 and encodes 1580 amino acids. The record is from RefSeq and is a predicted model, not a curated record.